CAUACACUACUCCUAUCACCAGUCCUCCAUGGAUAGGGAUCUUCAUGGCCUCGGAGUUUUCAAUACAGGCAUGUCCUUGACUUGGUUAUUGAAUCUCCUUUCUCAUCAGACUUGUCGACUGGGUACCUUGAAGACGCCAUAAUUCAGUGGAGUAAUCGCAGUAAACGGCGAAGAAUGUUGUCAUAUUCUCAUGACCGGACAAUGAAUGAACACUCAGAGAAAUACUGGGACAUGGAUGUUUAUGGGGACCCGUUGGCGAAUUUUUGCUACUUGAGAGGGAAUUAUGAUUUAAUUCCAGAAGAGAACUGCUUGAAACAUUGGUGUUGGGAGAGCAGCACCAUCAACCAUGGUCUGGCAGGCGCAAUGGAGAAGAAGAAAGGAGUGCCCGAGUUCCAUGAAAGUCGCUCUGCCUCGUCUUCCUUUCACAUGGACUCUCUGGCCACGGACCCGGAUGAAAAGGACCCCUCAUCUUCAACAGAAUGUGGGAUGUUGAAGAAGAAGAAGAAGAGGGUGACGUACCCUUUUGAUGUAGUAAAGCCGGGAGGGGAGGAAGGAGACGUGACCCUGGAAGACAUAAAUGAGAGAAUGCUCAUGCGUCCCACAAGGCCCAUAAGGCAUCCAGUGGGGGAGUUGGCCUAUCGCCCUUGUGCGUCUGCAAAUGGAUUUGGUCUUUCAGGGAAAGCAGUGGUGGCCCUCACUAGAAUCCGCACACAAGGAAGAGGCACUGUCACUAUUAUUAGGACUAGAGGUUAAUUGAUUGUAGCUUGCUUCUUCUUUUUUUGUUUUCUUUUAAGAACAGAUCGAUUCAAUAUUUGUAUAUGUGUUUCUGUACGAUAUAAAUCUAUAAAGAUUUCAAGUGGGCUUUUUCUUUUUGCUUUGGAUGGUUAUAUGCAUUAUUGGCCACAAUUAUGAAU
Nelumbo nucifera (sacred lotus) is the source of this 914-nucleotide messenger RNA. The record is from RefSeq and is a predicted model, not a curated record. Lineage: Eukaryota; Viridiplantae; Streptophyta; Magnoliopsida; Proteales; Nelumbonaceae.